Messenger RNA from Rhizophagus irregularis DAOM 181602=DAOM 197198, 1407 nucleotides. RefSeq lists its product as uncharacterized. Gene Ontology annotation, molecular function: protein binding. Gene Ontology annotation, biological process: modulation of chemical synaptic transmission; circadian behavior; adult locomotory behavior. Gene Ontology annotation, cellular component: cytoplasm. NCBI's taxonomy places the organism in Eukaryota, Fungi, Glomeromycota, Glomeromycetes, Glomerales, Glomeraceae. The record is from RefSeq and is a predicted model, not a curated record.
AUGGAAAGGGGACUUUCAUUAAAACAAGAUUUAAAUUUGCUAGUAAAUAAUCCAAAGUAUAGUGACAUAGAAAUUUUUUGUAAGGAUGAAAAAAAAUUAUACGGUUGUAGAGCAAUUUUAGCAGCAAGAUCCGAGGUACUUGAUGGGUUACUUUAUAAUGGGAUGAAGGAAAGUUAUGAAAACAAAAUUUCCUUUCCAACGAUCAAUUCUUCUGGAAUGGAAAUUAUUUUAGAAUAUAUUUAUACCGGAUUAGUUAAAGAAAAUUCUUUAAAUAUUGAUAAUAUAGUUGAUGCUUAUAAUGCUGCAGAUUAUUUUCAAUUAUCAGGUCUUCAAAAAUUAAUUAUUGAAACUCUUAAAACUAUUUUAAGUACUUUAAAAAAGAGUCACACAAAAUGUUAUUCACCAGAAUUAUUAUCUAAAUUUGUAAAAACUUUUCCGUUAACAGAAAAUAAUAAUCUCCUUAAUUUAUUGGUUAAAGAAGUAGCUUCCAUAUCAUUAAAUGAUAUUGAAUUUGGUCGUUUAUCUAUUACAGCUCUUCAAUAUCUUUUAUUCUGUACCUAUGAGAAGGAAAUACCUUUUACAACACCAGAAUAUGAGGUUUUUCGAUAUAGUGUCAUUUUAGCAGCAGAACAAGUUUCCGAAAAAGCAUACAAAACUCUUAUAAAAUGUUUACCUACUUUAGAACAGACAGAAAAUUUUGACCCAGUAGAAAAUAAUUAUAUUACAGAUCAUCAAAAGGUUGCUGAAGAACUGGAGCCUUUAGUCGAAUACAUAGAUUUCAGGCGAAUAAGUAAAGAUCAACUUGAUAUCAUUGAGCCGUUGAAAAUUAUCCCUACUAAAAUUAUUCAAAAUAAUUCAAAAUCGAUUAAUUCAGUUUUAAACAAUAUCAGAGGAAUACCAAUUUAUCGAAUUAAUGGUUCUGAUCUUACUUGGGAUGAAUCAGCAUGUGGAUCAGAACUUAUUAUUGAGGAGAAUGGGAAAGUUGUACGUGCUCCAAAUGAUCUUUAUUUACAUCAAAGUGUAAGAGCUAAAAUAGCAUUAGAAAAUAAAGGUAUUUUUGAAUGGGAUGUUAUUAUUGAGAAUAAUUGUUUAUGGUCUUGGGUUGGAGUAUGUUCAUCAGAAAAUUUUGACUAUGAAAGAUUUGCAGGAACUCAACCUAAUGGUUGGGUAUUAGGUUCUGAAGGUUAUUGUCGUAAUUAUGAUAAAUCGAUAAAAUAUUGUCCUUCAUUUGGAGAUGGAACAAAAAUUACUGUUCAUUUGGAUACAAAUAAAAAAACUUGUGCUUUUACAGUCAAUGGUAUUAGGUAUAAUGAGGUAACAGAAUGGAUUUUACCAUUAAAGCUUUAUCCAGUGGUAUCAUUAUACGCUAAUGCCCGCUAUAGAAUUCAAUCUUAUCGAAAAAAUUAA